AUGGUCGGUAGUGAUACAACCAGCGGCUGUGUGCUGGGAGCAUGGCUCGUGGUACUUCUACAGAUAUCUGGAGUUUUCACACAAGACUAUGAUGUGUCAGAGAUACAAUGCACCUUCACGGGGUCGGAGGGUCGGCAAGGGAAGGUGAUAGGGAAGGACUACAUCUCCGCCAAGCUGCGGAAGCCCGAGGGGUUCAAGGGGGCGCCACUGUUCGCGGACGACCGAGCUAUCGAUCCUCUGCUGGACGCGGAGUGUCAGAUCCGACCGGACCCGGAGGAUCUCACAGGGCUGGCCUACAGUCUGCUGGUCACCAACUUCGCCCGAUGCGGAGUGCUCAAGAGGAAUGGGUUUGUCCACGUGAGGAUAUGGUUCCCGCAGUUCCCGGGGGUUGUGAUGAUGUCAGAUCAAGAACUCAUCAUCAUGUGCAAGCCACCAGAGCCGACGAUCAUAGAGAACAAAGCAGCAGGCUUCGCCGGCAGCUUUCCACAUGGAGCUAGAGUGUCUGGUGUAGUGGAGGAGACACCUGGUCGUCUGGAGUACGAGGUGGCUCUGUACAAGGAGGCUCCACCUAGAAUGACCAACUCUAGUUCUGAACUACCUGUUGACCAGGCAGUGCCAAUAGGAACAAAGUUGCAGCUUCGAGCAAGGAUAAAUCCACAAUCAGCCUGGAAGCAUGUGAAGCUGAUGGAAGUGACAGUUUCACCAGACCCUGACGAUCCUCACGUAGCAGGAAGUGUGGCCCUAGUCAAGGGAGGGUGUCGUAAUCGAGACUUUGUAGCGAUCAUCCCUCAUCAACCUGCCAGAUAUAGAGACCGGCACAAUGAGGUUUUUCUAGACUUUGAAGCAUUUCUGCUCAGUACAAUGAAGGAAAGAUCAACUCUGUGGAUACAUUCUCAGAUCAAAGCUUGCAUGGAUGCUGUGGACUGCCAACCUGAGUACUGCCUUGAUCUGUUUGAGCCGAGUGGACAGGGAAGGCGACGGAGAGCGUUGAGUGCUAACAUGCCGAGCGGCACAAUGUCUGAUCAGUUCCGCAACAACACUCAGUAUACAAAGUUUCAUGAGAACAUCGAGUACACUGUUCUCAUGCCAGGAGAUCUGUACCAUCACACAGUGGCGAUGGAGAACUCCUGCAGCACAUUUCUGCUAAUCUCCGCAGCGCUGGGUUGUCUUCUGUUCAUCUCCGCAUUCCUCAUGUGCUACCUCGCGUCUCGGCUGCAGUCAGCACUCGCCGCAUCCAAUCACAGCCUCUCGAUAGACCACCUGGUCAGAGAACAUUCGCGUAAACAUUCUCACGGCUCGGAGGCUAUGACGUACACUGGUAGAUCCAUGUUACAAUAGUCUGCUGCGGUAGGGUGUGGAACUUUGUAAAAGAGGUCAAUAAAGCUCAGGUCUGGAAUUAGAUUGGGAAUUUACCCUGACAUUUUUUGGUUGGAUUAGAAUUGUGGACAGUUAAAUUAUGGAUCGGUUAAUCAGUGACUUGUCUCAUCAAUAAGGUUAGUGCUAAGACAGGUCAUUCAGGUUAACUGCAACGUUCAGUAAGGGUUUAAAGUAAAUUUAAUGGGUUUCAGGUUCAAGAAAUGUGUUACUACAUAGCUGCUGUGAGUAAAGAUAAAAGUACAGCCUGGAAGCAAUAAACUAAUUCUGGGCCUAACAUCUAAAACAUGUUAUUUACUGACCUCUUUUGUAAAGAAAUCUCAACAGUGAU
Messenger RNA from Macrosteles quadrilineatus (aster leafhopper), 1705 nucleotides. RefSeq lists its product as uncharacterized. Bases 1 to 1338 code for a protein of 445 amino acids. NCBI's taxonomy places the organism in Eukaryota, Metazoa, Arthropoda, Insecta, Hemiptera, Cicadellidae. The record is from RefSeq and is a predicted model, not a curated record. The transcript is spliced from 9 exons.